Molecule: messenger RNA, 7658 nt
Organism: Fopius arisanus
Lineage: Eukaryota; Metazoa; Arthropoda; Insecta; Hymenoptera; Braconidae
Exons: 5
Coding region: 220-6903 (2227 amino acids)
Biological process (GO): autophagy
Cellular component (GO): intracellular membrane-bounded organelle
Molecular function (GO): protein binding
Source: RefSeq, a predicted model, not a curated record
UGCAAGGGUCAGGAAUGGAGUACCAGUGAAUCCCCAGAUCACUCGCAUUUUAUUUACUCCCUCAGUGCAUCUGCAAAAUAAAAAAUUGUGAAUGUCCCGUGAUCGUUCCGCAACCCCUGUCGCUCCCCCAGAGAAAAUUUUCUAACAUUCACGUAAUAAUCACCAGAGAGAUGAGCCCUGGAUGAAAUUGACACACCCGGACAUCCACACAGGAUAAAAAUGGAGGAAGCACGUAAGAAGGAGCACCAGCCGAAGAAGAAGAUGGAGAAUUUGAUGAAGAGUUUCAUGUUCAGAGACGUGGGCAUGGGGAGCAGCUGUAGUGCCAGCACUAGAGAAUUUGAAUCCAUCGCUGAGACUAAUUUGGUGUUGAAAGAUCAUGAAGAGAUGAAAUGCUUCGUGCCUGGAAUAGCGAGAGCAACUUUUCUCAUGGUUUUCAGUCCAGAUGGUACUAAAGUGGCUUCGACACACGGUAAUCACAACGUCUGCAUAACAGACUUGACGACUGGCAAAAACAUUCGCGUCCUUACCGGCCAUCCGCGCACCCCGUGGUGCAUCGCGUUCCACCCAACCGCAAAUAUAAUAGCGACAGGUUGUCUAGGGGGUCAAGUACGUGUUUGGGACUUAUUGGGUGGCUCCGAAGUAUGGAACGCUGAGUCCCGAACAGUUAUAGCGUCCCUCGCAUUUCACCCAGUCGAACGUCUCCUGGUUAUCGCAACGUACAACGAAAUUCACUUUUGGGAUUGGUCAGAGCCCCAGCCAUUUGCGGUGGCAUCAACACGCAAUGAGAAAGAGAAAGUACGUUACGUGGCGUUCGACAAGACCGGUAGAAAACUUAUAACGGGUAUUGGUAAUGUACUUCAUGCACAGUCCCAGUGGGACAAGCCUCCGGAGACCCCCAACAGAACUCUCCUCCGUCCUGACUACUGGUCAACAGCUGAGCGUUCAUCACCUAGCGCAUCCUCUCGUCUCUAUCAUCUUUGGAAUCAUGAUGGUAGUCGCUGGUGGCAGGGCAAUCGAGCAGAGUGGUUAUUCGGUAUGGGAAAUAUACCGGAGUCGUUCUUCACAGCUUCGAUGAAUGCCAACUUGCUCCCUGCAACAGGGGAGCGAGCAUUCGGUGAUCCCCCAUCCAAUAUAGCGCGUAGAGCAGUCAGUAAUUUAAGAUUGGUUCGUGAGAUUCCCCCGGAGAAUCCAUCACCCUCACAAUUUGAAAAUGUCACUAUUGAGGUACGACAGAACAGUUAUGCUCCUGAGGAUGCCCGUCCACCGACGGCUCGAUCCAACCAGUUCGACCGGCGGACCAAUGUUGACUUGCUCGAUGAUCUCCCUCGCCCUCUCGAUUUACCACUGCCUACACCGUCACCUGACCCCCUCCGCACCAAUCACCAUAUGAACAUUGAUAGAGAGCUCAUAAAGAAAUACUGCGCCAUUAGUAGAUACUUGUGUCAUCGAAACCUUGUACUGCAAUAUGAUUACCUGGUUAGGGUGUACUUCAGGUGGUCAUUGCGUUAUCCAAGUUCCCCAUUUGAUGGCCCCGUGAGGGCCCUAACUAGUGGGACAAUUGGACUUCUGAGGAGGGAGUUGAACGUCAUGUUUCGGCGUGUUUGGUCCAACUGGUUGGAUGUCAUGACACUCCUAAGGACCCAUCUCGGCCACAUCGGAAGACUCACGAGUAUGUCCAGAGAGGCAUUUGCAACAGCUUGUAUGAAUCAAGUGACUGGACGUCGUAGACUGAGAUAUUUGAGGGAGUGGCUGAGAUUUCAGGCAUCGCUGUGUGAUCGAGAAACUGAGGAUGGCAUCAGACGGCAAUCACUCAGGACAGCGUUGACCCAGGAGUUGUUAGCUAUUCGGGAUCUUGAGUAUGAAUUCAAUCGGGCCUGUGACAUGAGCGAAACAGUGACAGCAUUCAUAAAUCGGCACACAGCAGCCCCUAGCAAUGCUGAACCUGGACCUGCUGAGGAGAAUCCCAUGUUAUCGUCUGAUUUUUCUAAUCUUUGGGGCAGGGAAGCCUGGUCGAGAUAUACACCGACGUCUACAAGGAGACUGUCAGCGCAGAGUCCUGAAGAGAAUGAAGGGCCCUCUAGACGGCGUCGGCGAUUGAAUGAUGAUGUUGGUGUGAACUAUCUGGGUGAAAAUUCCACAGCUAGAAACUGGGUGGAGGUGAAUGACUCAUCAGCUUCUUCCGAUGAGGGCCAGACAGCCCAGGGGCCGUAUCACGGCAGUUCAAAUUUCACAGUGUCUUCGAGGUCUGCCUUUCAACCGAGUGUGAGAAGAAACAGCAUUGGACAAGCUAGCAAUCGACUUGUUACGGAUACAUCUACAGCUUGGUGGAGGUCAGAUAAUCAGAACCAGCCAUCGAGUUCUCAGUCUUCAGGUGAAACGAGAUUGAGUGAUAACACUAGACAAAUGGGAAUGAACUCAGUCGCAAGCUCGUCGAGAUUACCCCAACCUGAUGAAAUUACGGAGAGAGCGGGAGGAUCAGGUGCACCAGGACCGUCUUCAGAGUUCAGGCAAUCUUCUCAAGGUUUGACUGACCAGACACAGGAGCUCUUAUUUUCGCGUCAGGAACCGUCUAGUUCGUCUCAGUCUGCCCAAACUAGAACUCCAGAAGAAGACAAUGAUGGAAGGGCUCAGGAAGAUUCACGGAGAGAUAAUCGGAUGUCGAAGAGUAAAAUAUGGUCGGCCAUUGUCCAAAUGGUGAGAUCAAACAGGCCCUCGGCCGAAGAGAACGAGGGCGGUCCGGGUCCUUCGUCCAGCUCUCAAGACGGGCCAUCAACCUCCAGAAGCUGGCCGACAGAUCCAUUGGAGAGGUUACGUUGGAGAGGUAUAGAGUCGUUACAGCGGCGGAUGAAUGAGAGAAAGGCAUUGAGAUCCCUUAGGAUGAGAUCGAUCCUCAAUAGACCGUUUUCAGAUGAACCGGAUUUCUUCGAGAAUUUUUCGCAGAGUCUUGCGAGAAUCAGAACGGGAACUGAAGCCGCUGAGCAUAUAUCAGAAUUACGCCGACGACUUCGAUCCACAUCAGCCCUCAGAGAGCGAAGGAAUAAUAUGAAUUCUCUUCCUAACGAGACUUCUCGGAGAAUUGAAGCCUUUCACGAGCAUUUUCUGGGGAGGCUCAAUCCUGUGGUGACCACUGCAGGAUCAUCGCGAACAACACCAGCUAGAGUCUACAACUUUGACGUCACAAGACUGACGGAUGAAGAAACCCAGGAGCGACUGAAUAUAUUGAAAAACCGAAUUCGACUGCUGUCUGAAGAAUGGGGGGAUAUCUCAUCCUCAGGUACACAACGCGAUGAGACCGAUUAUCAGUAUCCAAAUGCAGUAGAUACGAUCAUAUCCAGAGCAAGUAGACGAAUGAGAAGGGUACUGCAAAGAGAAAAUCCUCCCAUCCUCAGAACACCGGUUCUAGCUGCUAGUCCGAUAGCGAGGGAUUUUCGUAAUGAUUUUCCAAUUCCCAGUUCCUCUUCGUACAAUCAAUCUCGUGAGUUUCUCAAUUCUGAAAAUGAAGGAAUGGAGGUGGACAGCUUACACAAUAUACCUGGUGAUGUGGACCGUGAGGAAGAGAUUGAAGACGAGACAAGCAGGGUUGGAGCAUCUCGAAGGGGUGCAUCGGAAGUUGAGGCAAUACGUAAUGCCGACGAAGAAGCUGUCGGAGAGCAAUCGGAGAAUGGUUACUGGUUGCUCGAAGAGAACAGCAACUCCGAUUCGAAUCAUAAUGAUGAGUCAAACGAGAGUCAGAUUGCGCGACCUCAGAGGUGGACAUCUCGAUGGAUUCGGAUAGUCCCUCCGGACAGGACACCGGACACCAUUGAGACACCAUCUCAGGAUCCACCGAGAAAUCCGGAGACUAUUGAUAGAGCACUGCUCUCACCGGUUUCUGCUAAUGCAAGUCGUUAUGAACAGCCACCACUGUUUCCAUUCAGAAGUCUUCGAGAGAAUCUCAAGAAGCGUUCGCUGGAGGCUGAUAAAUCUCAGCCAGAGCAGGGCGGCCCCAGUGAUGCUAAAAAACCUCAUCCAAGUACAUCGAGCUUCCUAGAACCUCAGACCUCACAAGUGGACAAAUCGUCGGACGAGGACUCUUCCUUGACCUCGACCACAAGCUCCGAGACAGGUUCCUCGAAUUCCGAAUCACCUAGACACUUUCUCAAAGUUCCGUCAUCCCAACCUGAGACUGCCAGCGAGCCGAGACGAAGUGAACCCGAGGAACUGGACUUCAGGGGUUGGAGAGUGCCUCGUAAUCAAUCUAAUGAUCAACCGGAGGAGCAAUUGAACAAUCUGAUCAGGGACAUCAGGUAUUAUCGAUGUCAGAGGACAAGGUGGGAGAACUGCCUCACAUUGGUCCGAGUCAGAAUGCUCCACAACUCAGAGGAGAGCCCUCAGGGUUCGAGUGGCUGGACAAAACCCAGAUGGAGCAACGAAGGCACUUCCAAUCAACCAUGCACAUCUCAAGACGCACCAGGCUUUUCUCGGUCAAACCCGACACAGCGUCUCAGACACGCCAAGAUAUAUGAAGCUCUGUUCCACAUAAUCCCUGAAGAAUCAGAUUUGGAACGGCAAUUCUUUCGCAAUUUCCUGUACCACUCGCAUCCCAUCAACGAUAGAAUGCGCUCGCGCUCUCCCAAUCCCAGCAGUGAUCACACCUAUUCGAAUCUACCUAGUAACGAAGAAGAGGAACUUCUCAAUCCAGCUAGUGUUGCACCUAGGAUCAUGUCAAAGUGGAAUGAGGAUAUUUGGAUAAGAAGGGAGCGAGGCUCGUCCGACGAGGACGACUCGAGCUCCGAUGACGAUGCAGAGCCCAAUCAGAGGUACUUGGGAAUGAACAAGUACAGGGAGAUUGUGUGCAGUGCUAGGAUUGUUCAGUCGAAGCUCCCAACAGCUCAGAAUCAUCUCUCUCGACAGAUUAGUGACCUCUCGACGCUUCUUAUUCAGCAUUACGAUGCACUUCCCAAUGAUGGAAGGAUCGUAUCGAGAAACGAACGAAAGGGAGAAACCAGUAGCGAACAAAUGUCACACGAAAAUCGAGUGAUACUUCACAAUUCAGCGAGACAGAGGCUUGAGGCUGCCUGGAGUUUAUUGUCAGAGAGACACUUGACGCGGGACGUCAGGAGGAUAGACGCAGUAGAGCUGAGAUGUAUCCUCGUUCUUGUUCGUCAGGCACUGGAGCUCAUUGAUUUACUGACAGCUCAGACAUUGAUAUUUUUCUCGGAGCAGCAAGAGAACAUAUGGCAGAACAGUCAAAGCUCGACGAUUACACCGAGAGAGGAGAAUGACAUGAGCGAUCUGGAGGAUCUUACCCAGAUUGGGCAGAUGGUCGAUGGUCCCUCCAGCUCAGGGCAAUCUACCUCACAUGGUGUUACAUCGAAUCCUUCGACCUCUUCGGGAAGUCAAGAAAGCACUUCGAGAUCGUCAAGUGCUGAUUUCACCAUGAAGUGUCAGGUGAUGGCUGAGAGAAUUCAGAGUCAGGUGAAUGCGAGGGUUUUUGAUAUGGCGAUGAGUCGGAGAUGGCUGCGGAAGCUGGAGGAGACUCUCAGGCGAGAGCACCUAGAGCCCAGUGCUUUUUUAAUUGCUAAAGCGAAAUUGAUGAAGAUCAGGUCGAUACUGGGACUUGUGGGAUCAUCGAGAUUUGGAGUGUUGCAGCGGAGAACGGGUCAGAGAUCGGGGGAACCUGGAAUCUCUGGUGAAACGAGAGAUGAUCAGAAUGGUGAUAAUAGAGAGAAUACGGAUAGCAGAGACACAUCGAGAUCUUUCAAUGUUCCUGUUGUUCAGGUCAACAAUGUUCCUGUCAGUGAUUUCAAUAAUUUGAAUGCCAGGGGUAGUCAGCCAAGAAGUCCGGUCAGUUCUUUUAAUGCUAUGAGAAUAUUAAAUGAACUGACGACAGCUACUAGUCACCGAAUGACUCUCUCUCUAUCCAGUCACUCAUCUGGGUCUAACGUCACUGUUGUCAAUAAUCCCGAGGGUGAGAGGAUACUUGGCUUGCGGGAGAGAACCCGCCCGAGGUCCUGGAUGCCACAGAUCAGCUGGGGGAGUUUGUUUCAUCCGAGACAGCCUGGACAUCCUGGACAUCCUGGACAUUCUGCUCAUGUUGCUGCUGCUGGAAUGGCAGCUGGUGCUGCUGGAGCACCUGGACCUGAUCCUGGAAAUGAUGACUCGGAUGAGAUUGAGAUAAGGGAUCAGGUGCCCAUUACCAUGGCACUGCAUGCACUCGAGAUUCAGAGCUAUAGGGUACAAGCUUGGGAUUUUUCAAAUGCCGAAAUACCGGAUGUCACUGAUCCUGAGAAAAAUGUUGUCGUGAAGGAGUGCAAGAUUCACAAUGAUGCCAGUAUCGAUAUAUCGUCCGACGGAAAAUAUCUAGCUGCUUUACUGCCUUCUGGGCGGAUCAAUGUUACUACUACUCUAGGUGUUUAUAGUCUCCAGUGGGAAACUUUGGGUAAACGCAUUUACUCGACUAAAGUCGAUCAGACUGUUGUAUCGCUUUCAAUGUCACCGACUCGUCAGCAUUUGCUCGUUGGACUUGCAUCACGCCGAGUUCAUGCACCAUCCAGGCCAUUUCCAAUGGCACUCAUUUAUAAAUUUGUUGAUCAACGUGGUGAUGAGGAGGAGAAGGAGAAGGAUACGUCUUAUGGAUCGAAUCACGAUCCGAGGCUGUAUUUGGUCGACAGGAGGAACCGUGAAUUGAUCUAUAAUCUCGAGAGUGAACUGAAUAAUUAUAUCAAUAAUUCUAUUAAUAGGGGUAGAGGGGAGGGGGAGGUGAAGGAUUGUAAGAAGACAAUGGUGCUGUUGAGGGAGUUACAACAGGCUAAUCGGGAUACUGCCGGUCAUGUUAGUCUUAAUUGCAUCAGGUGGGCACCACAGCCCGGUCAGGGCAUGGUUUAUGCCACAAAUACUGGACUAUUGAAUAUUCUUCGUUGAUUUGCUCGUUCUCUGGGUACAAACAUCAGUUUUUUCAGGUGUUUAUUAUAUUUUCUUUUAUUCUGCUCUUCGCGCGCUUGAGGGGGAAUUAAUCUUUGAUUUUUAACUCAGUUCGAAAAUUAAUUGACUUGUAGGAUAAUCAAUUAAUCUACGCGCUUGAAGACAACGUUUUUUUUUCUGGUUUUUAUUUUUUUCUUUGGGAUUUUUUUUCGCCAGUGAAGACUUUGUGAUAUUGGGAGUAUCAAUUUCUGAAUGAAUUUGUGGGUUUCAUCGACUUUUUCUUUUUUUUGUUUUUUCAUUUUUUUAGUUUUAUUUUCUUGUGAUUUUGGAGGCUGAGGGGCUUGUGAUUGAUUUUAGGGGACAGAAUUACGGAUUGUUUUGACUUGUGGGGAGAAAUGGAGUGAUGGGGAGGCGAUGGAGGUGGAAAACUGAUGUUUUUACUCGUCAACUUGAUCCAAAAAUAAUCAAAUAGUAGAGUGUAAGUGAUGAGGAGGAUUCGGGGCAGGAAUGGGACGGCGAAAGUUUGAGUACCGUAACGGUUCCAGUAAUAUAUAUCCAAUAUGUAAGUCGUCAUUGUUUUUCUUUUAUUAUUUUCAUGAUAUAUCAAACAAUAUAUUAAACAUACGUUUGUCUAUAAGCUAUCCAGUGCUCAUUCUAAUGAUUAACGAAAAUGUACGCCACCUGGCUAAAUGUAAUGACUUGAAUAAUUAAAUAAUUACUGGAGAAUCAAAAAUUAAAUAACAAUCGAUAGGUUA